AUAUAACCCUACUGGCAUUGUGGCAACCAUUUUCAUCACUGCCUAUUAGUCAAACACGCAAACCUCGUUAGGUUGCCUGGACCAUUAGUUCUACGUAACAAUGGAGGUUGAAGUUAUCUCCAAGGAGACCAUCAAACCCUCAUCUCCAACCCCUGAAAAUCUCCGCCACCAACAACUCUCCUUCCUCGAUCAAAUUCAACCUCCAGUUUACAUGCCUCUAGUUCUCUUCUACCCAAAAGUUGAAGGUGUCAAUUUUAGCAAGGUACAGCAAUGUGACAAGAUUAAGAAAUCAUUAUCCGAAGCUUUAACACUAUUCUACCCUCUAGCAGGACGGGUUAAAGGCAAUCUUUAUAUCGAUUGCAACGAUGAGGGUGUUCACUACAUGGAGGCUGAGGCUAAGUGCAUGCUCUCUGAAUUUCUUGAGAAUCCAAACCCUGCUGAGCUCAACAAAUUCCUCCCUUAUGAAUUGGACCAUCCCAAUGAAUUACCUAUAGCAGUCCAAGUAACCUUCUUUGACUGUGGUGGCCUUGUGAUAGGUGUGGUAAUGUCUCAUAAGGUUUCAGAUGCCUUAUCAGUCGUUAUGUUUCUCAAAAGUUGGACUGCUAUUGCUCGUGGUGAUAGCAACAUAGUGAGCCCUCAAUUCCAUUCCGCCAAGCUUUUCCCACCAAAAGCUUUAUCUGGCUUUGAUCCAACUACUGGGAUGGUAAAGGAAAAAAUCGUGACAAAGAGGUUUGUCUUCGAGGCGUCUGCUAUAGCUUCCAUUAGAGAAAAAUACAGUACUGAAGACAAGAACAUUGAAUACCCACGCCCUAGUCGUGUUGAGGCCUUAUCGGCUUUCAUAUGGAGCCGGUUCAUGGCUGCAACUCAGCCAAAAGAAGACCCAGAUAAGAUUUACACUAUGGUUCAUGCUGUGAACCUAAGAACGAGGAUGGAUCCACCUAUUCCCGACUAUUACUUCGGAAAUUUUAGUCGAAUUGCUUUUUCGGUACCAUCCAGGGACACUGAUGAUGGAUUUUAUGGCAUUAUCAAACCAAUGAGAGAUGCUAUAAAGAAAGUGGACGCGGAGUUUGUGAAAAAUCUCCAACAGGAUGAUGCGCACUUGAAUUAUAUUAAAGAGCGCGCCGCAAGAGUCAAGAAAGGAGAGGUGUUUUCGUUUGCCAUCACUAGCUUGUGCAGGUUUCCUCUAUAUGAAGCUGAUUUUGGGUGGGGGAAGCCUGCGUGGGUAACCACGGCUAACAUGACGUUCAAGAAUCUUGUUUCCUUCUUUGACACCAAGUCAGGGGAUGGAAUAGAGGCAUGGAUUUUUUUGAAAGAGGAAGACAUGGCUAAAUUAGAAACAGAUGAGGAGCUCUUUGCCUACUUACGUUAAAGAAUUUUGUUUCUUCCAGCAAUGGAAUUGCAUGAAAUUUGGUGACCUGAAGAGAACAACUUUGGAAAUAAAUUCAUGACCUUUGGUGAUGAAUGAUGUCACUUUUCGAGCAAUUUCCUUUUUAUUUAGGUCUUGAAAUCAUCGGUUUUCCUGUUUUUAGUAAUAUUUUAUUGAAAGAAUGU
Messenger RNA from Quercus robur (English oak), 1551 nucleotides. Its product is annotated as stemmadenine O-acetyltransferase-like. Bases 101 to 1369 code for a protein of 422 amino acids. The record is from RefSeq and is a predicted model, not a curated record. The transcript has a single exon. Lineage: Eukaryota; Viridiplantae; Streptophyta; Magnoliopsida; Fagales; Fagaceae.